AUGGGCUACUCAAAAGCAAGGUUCUUGUCCGGAGUGGUCUUCGCAUGUUGGCAUUUCUCUCGCACCCCGACCUCCACCAUUAGCUGGCAUACAUGGUUUCGAUCAGUUGAGAAAUGGGAGAGCAUCAAUCCCCAUUUGCUGUUCUACUGCUUUCUGCCACCUCUCAUCUUCAGCGAGGCCAUGAAACUCAACGUGCGCCUCGUGCAGAAGUGUUUCACACAGGUCUUUCUCUUAGCCUGUCCCGGCGUUUUGCUGGGCACGGGACUGGUGGCGGCCGUCGCCAAGUAUUUGUUGCCCUACAACUGGUCAUGGGCGGUGUCCUUGACCUUUGGUGCAGUGCUGUCUGCCACGGAUCCUGUAGCAGUCGUUGCACUGUUCUCCACGCUUGGAGUGUCACCCAAGUUGACCAUGCUGGUGAGCGGCGAGAGUCUGAUGAACGACGGUACGGCCAUCGUUGUCUUCGUGCUGAUGUUGAAGGCCGUCCUCGGAGCUUCCCUGGAUGCCACAUCAGUCUUGACCUUCUUUGGUCACAUGUCCUUCAGCUCCAUUGUAUUUGGUUCGUUGAUCGGACUCGCAGCUGUGGCUAUCAUCGGGAAAUGCGCGGAGGAACGCUUCCACAGUGAUCCUUUGAUCCAGGUGAUGAUAACGCUUUGCUGUGCAUAUUUGUCGUUCUUCCUGGGUGAAAGUGAAUUGGCCACCAGUGGCGUGUUGGCCACCGUUUCCGCUGGCUUCAUGGUCGCUUACUUUGCUUGGCCCAGGUUCGUUUCGACAGAGGCCAUCGAAAUCGUGUGGGAGACCGUGGAGUUCACCGGAAACACGGUGAUCUUCUUUUUGGCCGGGCUGCUGUUCGCUGACACCUUGUUGGACUCUGUGGGAAUCAUCCAAGCAGCGGACUUCGGAUGGCUGUUGAUGCUUUACGUAUCAUUGUUGCUGAUCCGGAGCAUCAUGUUGGCUGUGCUGUGGAUACCUCUGCAAAUGGUUGGAAGUCCAAUCGACUGGCGCGAGGGCCUUGCCAUGAUCUGGAGCGGUUUGCGAGGAGCUGUGUCCUUGACCUUGGCCAUCAUCAUCGAUGAGGAACCCGCGGUAUCAAGGGAGAUGGGUGCUCGCAUCAUGUUCCACGUGGGUGGCAUCGCUGCCUUGACGUUGCUGGUGAAUGCCACCACUGCGGCGCCCCUGCUGCGCUAUCUGGGCUUGGCCAGGAGUUCAGGGGCGGAUCAACGGAAGCUACAGGUGCUGACCAAACACUUGGCUCAACACACGCAGGAGAUCAAGGGGCAUCGCGAUCAAGAAGACUUGCGCUUCAAAGGAAUCAACGAGGCCGUGCUUCAAGCCAUGGUCCCUUCAUUGAAGCCAUCCGUCAGCCCACAGGCCUCAGAUGAGUCGAGUUCCGAAACACUGCAAGCCUAUCGUGAAGCCUUCCUGCAAGUGGUGAAGAGUCACUACUGGUCAUCGAUACACCAAGGUUUGGUGCCCCGGACCUCCCAAUCUGCACGUUUGCUGCUGAGCUCCGUUGACAUGGCCCUGGAGAAUGCUGCAGAGUCUCUCUCGGACUGGGAAGGUAUCAAAGCCUGCUUUGAGACUAGCCCUGGUAUUUUCAGUAAACUCACGGGUGAGCACUCCAUGGGAGACAUGAUGCAGAAAGCCUAUUGCGUUCUUUCCUUUCUGGAAGCACAUCGUUGCGCACGAAACGAACUCCCACGAUUUUUCCAUGGAGAUGAUGCCGAGGUGCAGCAACAAGUGGCCAGCGAAUCCUCUGCGGAAUGUUCGCAAGCAGAAGAGAUACUCAAGGCCUUGCCGGAAGACCUCGUGAUGUUGGCGAGGACCGAAAUGUUUGCCCGAAAGCUGCUACAAGAGCAGUUGCAUGAAGUCGAUGAGUUGAAGGAGCGCGGUUUGUUGACAUCGGCUGACGCUUCGAAGUUGGGCCAUCAUGUGCAAUCAGAGCUCCUUACGCUUCUUCAUCGACCUAAGAACGAGUGGCUGGCAUUGAAGGAUGGAGCGAAGUAG
This is a messenger RNA of Cladocopium goreaui, 2004 nucleotides long. Lineage: Eukaryota; Dinophyceae; Suessiales; Symbiodiniaceae. The record is from the annotation of a GenBank genome assembly.